AUGUCACUGACGCAAAACCAAAAUUGUUCGCAAUAUCUCAAUUUCUAUGAGAUUGACGACUAUUAUGCGACAAGUCUUCAUAUUCUCACAGUUAUCGAGAUACCUGUGCACAUUUUCGGAGCAUAUUUGAUCAUUGUAAAAACCCCAUCUCACAUGAAAUGCGCUCGAAACAGUAUGCUCUGUCUUCACUGUGUUGGAGCAUUUGUCGAUUUGUUCUUCAGUUUUUUCGCGAUUCCAGCGCUGAAUCUCCCGAUUUAUGCUGGUUACUUUUUGGGAUUUUCCCGCGUUUUGGGAGUUCCAACAGUCGUUACGACAUUUCUUUGUUACUCUUUUGUGGGAGUACUCGGAGCAACAAUUGCGUUAUUUUUUAUAUUUUUUUUUUUUUUAAUAUUUUUGGGUAAUCAACAUUUUUAGUUGGGAACAACCAAGAAGUUGGCAGCGCAAAGUCUAUGCAAUCUCGAAUUAUAUUUUAUGCUCAUUGUUCAUGGUUCCAGCAUACUUGGAUAUUCCGGAUCAAGAUCUUGGGAAGGAAAUUAUUAAAAUUACAAUCCUAUGUGUUCCUGUUGAAAUUAUUAACGAUCCUGAAUACUUCAUCCUUUCAAACAAUUCAACAGCUUGUUUUUGUUUGAUUUUUGUACUAUCAUUUCUCCUACCACAGAAUUUAUUUUUCGUGAGCUCAAUAUCCAGGAACUUGUUCCGUAUGGCUGCAAAAUCCGCGACCACAAUCCGCAUGCAGAAAAAAUUUUUUGUUGCUCUUUGCCUACAAAUUUUUUAAUUACUAUAACCAAGCGGCAACUCAUUUGGCUGUAUCGACAUUGGCCUUUCAUGGACUCCUGUCAACGUUUACAAUGAUCAUGGUGCAUCCACCAUAUCGUCGAGCAUCCAAGAAAAUGUUCUACAUAAAAUCAAGACUGAUCGCCGUAAAAAUUGCUAAUGUUUCGAGUGGAAUCCGCCAUAUACAAUAA
Molecule: messenger RNA, 965 nt
Organism: Caenorhabditis elegans
Lineage: Eukaryota; Metazoa; Nematoda; Chromadorea; Rhabditida; Rhabditidae
Source: the annotation of a RefSeq genome assembly